GCUUUCAAUCGUCAAAGCGCGGCACAAAAGGGAAAGCAGAGAAAAUCAUAGAAAAACUGGAGGAUGGAGGAGGGGAGUGGCCUGCCGUAGUCCCUGUUGAGCUAGAGCCAGCAGGGGUUACAACUUUUUUGUGCUCAUUGGCACGAGAUGGACUGUAAACAAUGAUAAAGUGGGGGUUCCGAGUGGGAACCCACCACCACUGCGGGGGUCCGAUGCUUCCGGUGAGGGGCAGCUAACGGACCAGUCGACUGACUAAAUGGAAUUUGCACUGCGAUUAGACACCUGAGGCAUGGACGGACUCGCAUUCUGCUCGGAAUGGAUGAGCCUCAAGCGGUCGAAACUCGACUGAUAUAUUCUACGUUUCCCUGGCUUUGCACUGAACAAAGAUAGAGAUAUAAUGUGCGAUUAGCGUCUCACGAUCUGCACGUUCGGUGCCCGAAUCGGAGAUCCAGAAACCCGAAUCUGGGCAUCUGUUUUCAGGCAUUAGUUUUCUGCUUCGCUCAUGGCGGCGAACCGGUCUCCAUGUUCGUUCCAUCUUCAGAGGUCGCACUAGAUAAGCUGAUUCGAAUUCUGCCAAGCGCUUAGAGUAAAUGGCCGUUCCCAAACUAGCAGCAGACGAGCUUUAAGGGAUUGUGUGCUUUUAUGGCAAGAGGGCUCCGGGUUGAGCACUUUCAUGCACACGCACACUUCCGUAAAUGCUUUGGAGAGUAGGGAGAAGAGGCCACAGGUCGUCAAAAUUGGGAACAGCAGCAGCAGCAGAUCUGUGCAGGAUUGAUCAAAAUUUUUUGACAGUCUUCCCGUGAGGUUUCAUAUCGUCUCUCCUCCUGUCUGUCUGUCUGUGUCUCUGCUCGUCAUUUAUUACCUUGCCAUUCUCUCCCACUCUAGAGGUGGUGAGCUCGUGAAGGUGGUGAGCUCGACUGAAGCGGUCGAUGAUCCGAACAUCCAAAUGGAAGGAUCGUAACUUCAGAUCUAAGCAUUGUGCAGGACUUCCUCCCUUUCUUAUUGUAAAUUAGAGGAGUGCUGACGAGUGCAGUGGUGGCAGCAAGCCAGCCGGUGCGGAGGCGCGCAACAACCAAAUCCGACCGACCGACCGACAGGAUUGUGGAGAAUUCAACCCCAUUAAAAUUUCCAUCACCUCAUUGAAGGCACGAGGGCUAAGGAGGCGAAGUUUAUUGCGUGUGCGUUGUUGUUGUACUGCACGUAAACAUACAUGAGCACGUGCCUACAACAGCAACACGGUUAGAAGUAUGACAUUCUGUUCCAGGCCCAGAUGUAUCCUCGUAAUUUUCUUGUGGCUGGGCGCAUCGUCAUCAUCAUCCUUCACAGGAAUCCGCGCUGAAGAAGAAGAAGAACAACAACGUCAUGGGGUGACUUCAACUCCAACGUUUACAGCAGCAUCACCUACUGCUUCUCUCCAUCACCUUCCUCCCAACACUACGACGACGACGACUCUCAACCAGGAAUCCAGAGCAGGCGUACUACUGGAAACCUCGCCCAUCACCUUGCGAGAAACGCAGAUGCUGCUAGAGUUUCAGCAGGGUGUGACCAAAGAUCCCAGCAGCAAGCUUGUAAAUUGGAACCUGACGGUGCAGCCAAAUAUGUGCAACUGGACAGGCAUUGUGUGCGAUGUGGGUCAGGAGUAUGUGGUCACGUUGAAUCUGACGGGCAACAUUUUGGAGGGCUUCAUCUCUCCCGUGCUCGGAGGUCUGCAAAAUCUCGAAAUCCUCGUACUGUCCGAUAACAAGUUCGCGGGCAACGUUCCAUCAUCUCUGAGCGCGCUUAGGUAUCUGACGCAUUUGGAUCUUUCGAACAACGAUCUUCAAGGUACCCUUCCUCCCGAAAUUACCAACUGCACUGCUUUGGUAUACUUGGAUCUUUCGAACAACCUCAUUGUUGGGUCUAUCCCUCCAGACCUAGGAAACUUGGCGAACCUGGAAAGCUUGUUCUUGAACGGCAACGACUUCACAGCUGCGAUACCACGCUCGUUGGGCAACUGCUCUCGUCUCUCAUCAAUUAACCUGAGUGGGAACAACCUCGUUGGCCCGAUUCCCUUUGAACUGGGUCAAUUGGCGAGCCUCGAUCUUCUGAUUCUGUCUCAAAAUAAUCUCACUGGUAUGAUACCAACCUCGAUUGCAACUGGUUGCCUGAACUUGACCAAUCUCGACUUGAGUUCCAACAAGCUCAACGGAGGAAUCCCACCUGAAUUGGGACAGCUUCAAAUGCUCAAGGUUCUCAGGUUGCAAGGGAACAAUCUGACCGGCCCGAUCCCAGAUACUCUAGGACUUUGUCAAUCUCUCACGGACCUGAUUGUGGGACCCAACCCACUGACAGGAAGGAUACCUCUGGAGCUCGGCAGAUUGAAACAGCUGACGAGUUUGGUGAUCACCGGUACUGACAUCACAGGUUCAAUCCCUUACACUCUGAGCAACUGUACAAACCUGAGGAGACUGCAACUCUUCAGCAAUCAGCUCAGUGGCACUAUCCCGGCCGGUCUGGGUAAAUGUACGAAUCUUACCGUGUUGGAACUCGCCAACAAUCAACUCAGCGGCCCAAUUCCGAGUUCUUUGGGCAAUUUGAUGAAUCUGGGCCGACUGGACGUCAGAAGCAAUCAACUCACCGGCAUCAUUCCUCCCGAAUUGGGCCAACUGAAGGCUCUCGUCGAGCUGCACCUCUCUGAUAACAAUCUCAGCGGCCCACUCAUCACCGAAGUCGGACUACUCAAAUCCAUCGAGAAGCUCAACCUCAACAACAACUUCUUCACCGGCAAGCUACCCCUAUCGCUGAGCAAUUGCGCCACGAUCAUCGAGCUCAAUCUCUCGGAGAACAAUUUCUCAGGGCCCAUUCCGGGGGACAUCAUUACUGGCCUUCGAGCUCUCUCCUACUUAAGUCUGGAGAACAACCAGCUCUCGGGCCCCAUUCCCACGGAGCUCGGCAACCUGGAGUUCAUAAUCGUCAUCGAUCUGUCUGUGAACAACCUCACUGGGGACAUCCCUGUCAUCCUCGGCAAAUGCAAGGGGCUGGUGCUGUUGAACGUAUCCAACAACCAUCUGACCGGCGAGCUGCCUUCGAGCCUAGCUCCUCUGCCGAUUUUGACUCAGUUCAGCGUGGCAUACAACGACCUUGUGGGCCCGAUUCCUGUGAAUGGAUUUUUCGCUAACUUGACAGAAGCAUCGUUUGUGGGUAACCCGGGCCUCUGCGGCCCUCAGGUCCAACGAAAUUGUACAGGGCCCUAUCAACGACCGUGCAGCGGGCUCAAGUGCCAUCGAAAGUGGGUCUACGUGGUCUCGGGUGCAGCUGGAUUCGUGCUCGCGCUGGUGGGAUUGGGGAUUUUCUUGUGGAUGAGCGGAGAGAAGAAGAAGUGCGUCACCAGCACGAGGAAGGAGCUCGGCAUCUAUACGACGCAGAUGAAGGUGACGGCCGAGGACUUGUGGGCGUCGACCGAGGGGUUCAGCGAGACCAACAUUCUGGGUGUGGGCGGGUACAGCACGGUGUACAAGGGAGUUCUGCCCGGGGGCAUGGCCAUCGCCGUGAAGAGGCUGAACAUGGACAGGGAAAUUUCCAACGAACACGAUUUGACUCAUGAGCUGCAGAUCCUCCGCAACCUUCGGCAUAAAAAUCUGCUCAAAGUGUACGGCUUCGUGGCGACUCCAGAACUCAGAGCCCUGGUCAUGGAAUUCGUUCCCAAUGGCAGCUUGCACGUGCAGCUCCAUAAAGGUGAGACUUGCGGUCUCAGUUGGGAGACCAGGCUUAACAUUGCCAUCGGUGUCGCCGACGCCAUGAUUCACCUCCACCAUGAAUGCCACGAGCCCAUCAUCCAUCGUGAUCUUAAACCGAGCAACAUCCUCCUCGAUCCCGACUACAACGCCCGGGUCGCUGACUUCGGCAUUGCCAAGAACGUCCACUUCGACGGCAAUGGCGAAACCACCGUUUCCGGCCUCUUCGGUACGACGGGAUACAUCGCUCCAGAGUACGCGACGUCGAACAAGGUGUCGACGAAGGGAGACGUGUACAGCUACGGGGUGGUGAUCCUGGAGAUGCUGACGAGGAAGCAGCCGACGGACGACACGUUCACGCCCGGCACGUGGCUGUCGCUGUGGGUGCUGAAGGCGUACCCGGACCGGAUCAACGAUAUUCUGGACUCGAGCCUCAAGGGCGUGUACCGGAGCCAGGAGAAGGAGAUACACAUGCUCAUCCGCAUCGGCCUGCUGUGCACGCGCGACGUGCCCCACGACCGCCCCUCCAUGAAGGACGUCCGCGACAUGCUCACGCAGCUCAAGCACCCGAGCCGCCUCUCCAUCAGCGCCACCUCCUACCCUUCCAUGUCCGAGCUCGCAGACAUUCACGCCGGCCGCUUCCAUGGCCCCUACCCCCUGCACCUCUCGAGCUACGACACAGGUUCGGGCUGUAACUCGACGGGCAAAAAGUCCACAGGCGGCAAGAAAGGUCGUUGGAGUUCCGGAAAGCAGCGCAGUUGACGGAGUGACUUGUGUCUUUUCCAGCUCCCCCUCUUCCAUGUCCUGCCAGGUGAUUGCAGCGUCGAGCAGCUCACAUCAGCACAAAGAAAGAAGAAGGAGAAUGAAUGUUGCUGUAGUUAAUUUGUUGCUACUACAGAAGCCAGCUAGUGCUGCUGGUGACGGUCAAAAUUGUGGCGGCUCGGACUGACGAAUGAUGAAACGUCAUUGACUACAACCUGACGUGUGAUGCAAAGAUCGUUCUCGCCUACAUCAGAACUCCACCUCAGUAUCGUCGAUCGAGCAUCUCGGACAGGACAGUUCGCGUCACAGGAACUAAAUUCCUCUGAAAUUUUUUUACUUGAGGUCGUGUACAGCGGACUUCCUUUGAACAUCAGUUCUCUUCCACAAAGCUAGGCUAAGCUCUAUCGUGUGUCAAGAAUUACACACCGGAGCAACAGAGUGGAUCUACAAUUUCGGAGCCUGCGAAGAUCAUGCUUCCCGUUUCCAACUAUGCUCAGAUGAUGAUCUCCGACUCCGAAUUCGAAGUGUGCAAUGGGACAACUUAUUCUGAAACUGGCGCAAAUGUCAGCAGAUCUCGGAGGAAGUUUGAUCGACCGUAUUCAAUUCAAAAUCGACCUUCUCGAUCUAUUCUUUGCCAGUAGCGUUCCUGCGUCCCACAAACAUGUACACAUAAUAAGUUUAAAUUUUGGCCACUUCGUUGCGGUGCGGUGCGUCAGUGGAAACCUGCAGCUGCACCGCAUGCACGCAUGCUCCUAUCAGUUCGUUGUCCAUCCAACUUGUAGAAUCAAAGGUAUGUGCAGUAGCCAACGUCUUGUUGCUGAGAACAUUGAGAAUAUUGAUCAAUUUGACUCUCGAGUUCUUUCGUAAACAUUUGAGCUGAAUUACAAGCGAUUUAUCGGGCCUUGUGACAGCACUUCUUCCAAUACAGUUUGAACCUGACGCAAGGUAAUCACUUCUAAAUCCUCGAAGGGCAGGUCUGUAACGUGUUCGUAUUAUUCAUUAAACUGUUGAACAUUAUACUGUCCUUGUUGAACUUGUUCAACAAUUUUAUAAUUUCUCCCAUUGACGCUCUUCUCUGAUGAUUCAGGGGUCCCUCUAAAGGUGAACUUGACGCACAGGAAGGAUUGAAAACUGACGUACAAUUAUUAAACUUGUAGCCUGAGGACGGAAAUGUAGGGGUCGUCCUCAUGUUUUAUAUUUGGCUCCAUACUUUGCGUGGUACAUAGCUACUGGAAAGAACUGUUCACUGGAAGCCUUCAAAACUAAUAUGUUCACAUGCAUGGAGAGCAUGGGAUCGUGGCACGGUUAUUGACUGACUCACUACAGUAGUAUGCCGAAUCGCAUCAUUUGAAAUAUUUUCUGUUUUAUAAUACCGUAUCAACAAUACUUGUAUUAACAUGUAAUGUAUCGUCCCUGCGUGGUCUAUCCCCUCUAAUAAGUUUCACUCCGGUGGUUCUCAAGAGCUUUGGUGUGCUGUACACGUUCUGCAUAUACCUUCUCCAUUCGGAGAACAUCGUUGGAAGGACGUUACUGCGGUUUGAUUCGUCUCCAAUCCUCUAAGUUUUCUUCACACAGCGCGCGUAGAUGCAACAGUCGCCUGUGAUGUGUCACCAGCUGCUUCCCCUUGCUGUCAGUAGACAAAAUUUGCACAUUUCAAACUCAACGCGAUUUUGUUUUCUCUAUUUUCAACUUGAAGAGUAAUUAGGUGUGUGUGUUUCUGAAUUUGGUUUCUUCCACUAUUUUUCCUCAAGCACUGUCAUUUUUAGUAAAGUAUCAUAUCGACACUGAACUCAGGUGAGAAACUUGCAUCCUUGAUUUGUCUACUGCAAGUACACGGCCUAGACGUGACUUCUCCGUACAGUGCGCAUUAGUGAUUAAAGGCUGUAGAUCCUGUCAACAACGGUUCAGUCGCCAUUAAAAUUUUACUUAACAGACGACAUAAGCAAAAGAGAAAACUGCAUCUUGCAGUUCCAUGCAAUUGACUGCCACGGUUCAACAAAAUAAGAUGGUAACGCUUUGUUCUUCGAGGGACAAGAUCAAAAAGGGUUGUGGAGAAUCCCCAAGAAAUGAUUUAUUCGUACAUCGAUCCCUUUUCUUUAAGUAGAAUUGUACUACAGACAGCCAGGUCCUCAUCAGACAUCAGCCCUUCGACCCUAGCUGGGGCCAUCACUGACAUCAAUUGAUGUAGUACCAUCUUGAUAUUGAAGCAAAUGGCAGCCUUCUGUCAAUUUCCUGGCAAUGGGCUCGAAGCGUCUUGGUGCCAAAAUCUGGUUGUAAGGGAGUACUUACAGCCAGUGUUACACUAGCCGGUUCUCCUAGUUGGUAACACAUCCAGCAGUUCCUACUGAAUCCAAUUCAAAUUUAAGCGCCAGGAGAUACAGUCGAUACAGAGACUCAACUCCGAAUGACGUAACAUUAGAUCGACUGUCGAAGACUCUCAGGUCAGCUUCUUCGAUAUUUCCAUAAAAAGUAAGAGUUUCUUGUUCCUGUUACUAAGAAUAAGAAUCUACCACCCAGAUACUUUUGAGAUCUUGCAUGAAACUAACCUUGUCAUAUCACCAUUUUACCAUUGUACUGGAUUUUGGAACUAGAAAAGCCUCUUGAUAUUAGACAUGGAAACAAGAGCUUCCAGACUUCUAAAUAACGUUUUCGUGAACGCAACCUAAAUCCUCUCCUUGAACUGCCGUGAGGAACCAAAACUUUGGGAACAAUUAAAAUGUUUUACAUCUGUCAAAAAAUUGCAACUCACAUACUACUGACAGGAAUUAUGGUGUGUGAGUGUUUGCCUGGAUUGGAACUGGGCAAUAACCCACCAAAACCAGAUUGAUUCAGACGGCUAUAGGGCCAAACCUUCAUCCCAACUUAUGCCAAGGACAGCUCUCCCUUGGGUACGGACCUUUUCACCAGAUUGGCCCAGGCAUUGUUGGUCUCAGCGAUCACCUUCAAUGCAUAC
This is a messenger RNA of Marchantia polymorpha subsp. ruderalis, 7428 nucleotides long. NCBI's taxonomy places the organism in Eukaryota, Viridiplantae, Streptophyta, Marchantiopsida, Marchantiales, Marchantiaceae. The record is from the annotation of a GenBank genome assembly.